UAAGUAUGGACAAAGGUGUACCACCGGAUCUUCAGAAAUGGCUAAGAAAAUGCUUGAAAAAGGAGUUCGGGAAAACUAUACAAAACUCUUUAGACAAGGAACAGGUGCCCAGCGAUAUCGCCUACAAGCUCACGCAUUCGAAGGACAUGGCCGCUUUGCUAAAUUCUAUGAAAAAGGUAAUCGCCGAGCAAUACGUGGUGGUGAAACCCUCAUCCGCGGCGUCGCAAUCACAAUCGUCCCAUUCCUUCGCGAGUGAUCUCACGACGGACGACUGGGCCUCUCCACAAGGAAACGGAGAGGAGUACAAUUGCAUCAUCGACAAGAUCAGUCGCGACAAACCGGUCCACGUGAGAUUGGCUGGUUAUGAAAUUUUAUUAAAAAUCGAAUUGUCCAACAUAAAUAACAGUUCUCAGUGGGACGUUCUCCAGAAGACGCUGCUGGACGGUCUCACGGACGAUAACAGAGCUAUAUUCGAGGCCAGCAUGCAAGUACAUGCAAAGUUGCUGAAUUGCUCACAAAUGCAUCAUACCUACGAGAAUUUAUUGAGCGCGUUCAACGCACAAUAUCAUUCGCAGAAAAUGCGCGAGACUCUGCCCACUCUAAUUUCUGGAAUUAAUUUCAAGUUUUUCCUGCACGAGAAACUGUUUAACAUAAUGUAUCUGAUAAUCCGCUAUCAGGAGGAAAUGUUGAAGAACACUAGGCACAGCGACAAGACUGUGGAAGAUGUAAUAGAGCAAUUUAUAGUAUUUCUCAGUACGCAUAGCUUUGGCAACUCGUUGCAACCUAAAACCUUGAACAUGCUGAAUAUCGUCUCGGUGUUGGAGCCGCAGGCCAAAUGGAGCAAGAGGUGGCUUCAUAGUCUCUCUACCAGAAGGACUUUCAUCGCUGUUCUGGCCAAGUCUCCAACGUUUCUGCAAAAUGUCGUCGACUGCGUUAACAGCGGUUUGGCAGAAACACCCUGUUCCUUGUCCAUCUCCAUCAUGGAUGAGAGCAACGAGCUGUGUAUUUCCGGAAAUACGAUAGAAACUGCAACUUAUCUGCAUUCCUUGAUCUUCGUCUCGCAACUCUGCAGUUAUGAAGCGGGCAGAAAAUUGCUCGCGGAGAACUCGUUAACAACGCCAUUUGACGUAGCUGAUUUUUUGAUAGAAUUAUUGAACUCCUUGAAUAAAUUAGCAGCAGAGGCACCGAGUGGAGUGUACAAUACUUCCUGCAAUGCUCUUCAAAACGUGCUCAAUGUUCCGGACGUAUUGUACAAUGUUGAAUUUUAUCAUGCUGCAUUGUGCCGCCUGAUACCUCUUUCUGAAAAUAAUAUAAAGAUUUGGCCGCAUACAUUAAAUAUUAUUUCUCACAUGGUGGACACGGCAGAUGGUCCGGCAUUUUUGACUACAAAUUGUAAAGAACAUACAACAAAUUCCGAGAAUGCACCGUCGAAGUGUCCAGUCGCGAUCAUAAUGCGGUAUGCGUCGAAUUUAUUGAAACAGCCGUUUUCUAUAAUGGAUAUAAAGUGUAUCCUGGAUUCCUUUAAUCUGAUAGAAAAAUUAUUUGAUGUUUACGACGUUUACGAGGCCGCGCAGGAACAAAUUGAGACGCAGUUCUAUCCAGCCGUCGCUAAUUUUUAUAAAAGAUUCAACAAGUGUAGCGUUGAGAACGAAAAUAAAAUUCAGCAACUCGAUAGUGCUGUCAAAAAAGUUUUACUAAAAAUGGUGUCGAUACCGCUCGGAUUGCAAGCACUCGUCAAUGAUAAAUUGGUGUUCGAGGAACUGAUCCGCGGAUCAAUCGCUCCUCUAAGAGUGAUCUGGAGUUCCACCGAUAUAAUCAGCUUCAUCUCAUCGGCUGGUUAUUUCGACCUGGGUCAUAAUGUGCUCGCAGAUCUCGGGCCCCAUGUCCUGUCGACUUUGCUGUCAAAAAUUUGCACAAACGUGGAGGAUCCUAGAUUCUUUUACGACCCUUGGGAUAGAGAAAACAUCGACGAAUUUCUACAUAUACUUACAUUAUUUUCCCUCAAUUUUAAUUGUUUUGCCGCAUUUAUGGUGACCGACAGCGAAUUGGAUAAUGACGAGGAAAAGGAUUAUCCCUCGAAUUUGUCUGAAUUACUACAGGCUGCAAUAGACAAGGAUUCAACUUACCAUCAUUUAGCUCUUCUGUCGUUGAACACAGUAAUUUGGAACCUAGACGUUUGCGCUUACUUAUUAAACUCAUUGAACUUCCAGGAAGCGCUGUUAGAUAUUCAGAGAGACAGUACGAUUGUAAUUGAAGUUUGUAAUGAACAAACCGACGAAACUGACGAAACAGAUUAUGAGAAGACAGAGGACGAGGAUGACGGUGAUGGUGGUGAUAAGCCAGAGUCGAGGAAGGAAUACAUAAUUGACGAUUCCAGUUUCCUGAGACAUAAUAUUUUAUUAAAAUUAUAUUACAUGACAUAUAAAAGAAAGCAAUAUGUGAUCCCAUUUGAGGAAUAUGAACUUUUUUCGGAAUUUCCACCUCCUAGAGUAUACGCGGAUAUGGCGGAUUAUCGGGAAAUCGAAUCCGAUUCGGAGCUAAGCGAUCUGCUGCAGGAGGAGAGGCCCGGAUUGCUAGAUAUUAGUUGGGUCUUGCAAGUUAGAGCGGCUCAUAAAGCCUCGCGAUGCUCGAUUAAGAAUUCGAUGAUGAUGAACUUGUUGAGUCAAAUGCACAAAGCCAUUCCAACUGCGGAAUGGGUGGAACAAUUUGAAUGGCAAGAGAAUAUAACGUACGACACGGACUAUUGGCUCCCAGAAGACAUACACGCAAUUAACAUUAUUUUGAAUUAUGCCGAACAAAGAGAGAUUUUAAAGAACAAUAACGACAGUCAGGAGAAUUUGAAGAAAUUCAUUCAUUCUGCCUACAUAUUCAUACAGUACAAUAAACCGAGCAGAUUUGAAGGUUUUGAUUGGUUCUUGGCAACAGUGUUCAUUAUCUGUGAUGGAAAUCUGGAUAAAUGCAAAACUUUUAUCAUGCAAUUAAUUCAAUUUCCAUCGACACUGCUUCUCUGGCCGAAAUUGGGUAAAGUUAUUGAUGAAAAAAAUAACGAAGGCACUAGUUCGCAGUUCACUUUUAUGCAAGUUUUAGAAACCAUGGUUAACAUCGAGCUUCCAAACAUUAAAUAUGGGUUGAAGGAUGUCUUCGGUAUCGAUUGGUGGAUGAUAUUCAAUAGAAUGUUAUCGCAAUGCUUCUGGGGAAUUCUUCCAUGGAGUGAAAUAGUUCAUUUUUUUACAAUUUGCAUUUUGUACCCGUCCGACUAUAUGGUGUAUUACUCCGUAUCACUUUUGCAAUUUUGCCAGGAAGAGUUAUUGCAGGAUUUAACAAGCAGAAAAAUGUGGCCAGAAAAUAUGAUAUUGGACGAGUAUCGCUGUCAUAAUUACAUUACGUACAUGGAUAAUUUAGGUCAACGAUAUAGAAAUCGGGUUUUACCGGCAAUGACUAAAAAUUUAAAUUCAGAAGACGAAAUAUAAAUAUGCAUAUCUCGUCAUGUUGGUAACUUGGAAGAAAGAAAGAAAAAAAAAAAA
This is a messenger RNA of Temnothorax curvispinosus, 3524 nucleotides long. RefSeq names its product protein broad-minded-like. The record is from RefSeq and is a predicted model, not a curated record. Bases 6 to 3470 code for a protein of 1154 amino acids. The transcript is spliced from 8 exons. Lineage: Eukaryota; Metazoa; Arthropoda; Insecta; Hymenoptera; Formicidae.